This is a messenger RNA of Fusarium verticillioides 7600, 3235 nucleotides long. Its product is annotated as mevalonate kinase. Gene Ontology annotation, biological process: isoprenoid biosynthetic process; ergosterol biosynthetic process. The record is from RefSeq and is a predicted model, not a curated record. The transcript has 2 exons. Bases 1417 to 2943 code for a protein of 508 amino acids. Gene Ontology annotation, molecular function: ATP binding; mevalonate kinase activity. Gene Ontology annotation, cellular component: cytoplasm. NCBI's taxonomy places the organism in Eukaryota, Fungi, Ascomycota, Sordariomycetes, Hypocreales, Nectriaceae.
UUUUAGCUUCGCCUCGACGACGGACGUAACUGCAAACCUGCAAGUUCCAACGACUCCAAAUGUUCUGUUGCUUCGGCAGAUAUUCGAGGCUGGCUCAAAGUCUCAUAACCUGAUUUACAGAGAACCCGCCCAACCAACCAGAGUGCUACAUAUCACAAUCAAGCUCUUCUGGCGCAUCGAUCAACAGCUGAGCCAGACGGCUUAUCCGGCACACAGGGUCACACGGUUGGGUUGCUGUUGUAUUGUUCGUUGCUAUUGUCAUCAUCAUCAAUCACGCGGCUACAAAUGCCGAUGCUUGUCUCUUGUGCAGUUCUUGUGCAUCUCUUCUUCAACUGAUAGGCAUUCCUGAUAUUGAAACCUUGAAAUACCCGGUCCUCGCCGGGAAACUCGGUUCAUAUUGUUUUGCUUGUUCGAUUUCCCACUCUCGGUUGCUGCAUCGACAAAUCGCGGGAGACGGGACGUCUAAGUCGUGGUGGGCUCAGCUCAGUCUCCAGAUAAACCUAAGCCCAGCUGGAGACUUGACUUUUAGCGCUAGACCGCUAUUUUGAGUUCUUCCAAUUGGAGGCCUAUCAUUACACAUUCAGUUCAACAACAGAGGACAGAUGUUGUGAGCUGUUGGCAACGUCUUGUAGGCAUCUCAUAUCAACUUAUCUCGAAUUUGAAGAGGAGAUAAUAACGAUAGCACUUAGAUUGUAACCCAAGUCCCUUAGCCUGUCUCGUUAAAGCAGUUAGUUCCACCUCAUCUUGUUGAUCGUUGGUAACUGUCAUCUGCACCAUCGAGGCACUCACAUCCGGAACCUUUCCUAUUUCGGUUGACGGGCGUUUCCCUACAUCGUCCUGCUCCUUCUCUGUUCCAUUGGAACAGCUGUGAGGUGUGUCAAAAGGCAGGUACGCUGAUCUAGGGCCAGAGGUGGAAAGUGCGGGGGACUCAAUUAUUCAUUACGCCAACAAUUCCCAGCGGUGCAUCAACCUAAGUCACCCACGUCUAACUCUAGCUAACGCUUCAUCUGUGACGCUACUGUUUAUUGCCUCUCAUUAUCUUCUCUGGCUUGCAUUGCAUUGUUGGGAGUCGAGGUCCGUCCGUUGUUGCCCGCUUCCUUCCUAACUAUUUUAACUUAUCACACCCCCGCUCUCGAAUUUAAAGAAGUUACUCUCCACCCCCUGACGAUGGUCAAGAAAGGCAACCACUAAUUUACCGAAUUAAGCAACUUUCCUCCUUCAUCUUUCGUGCUUCUUAUACUUUUCUUUCUACCGUUGAAUUCAAUUAGCUUCAUACAAUCAUUUACUGCUAUUUCUCGCUCUACAUCUCUUCUACUUUCUACGAAACAUACUGCAGACAUUCAUCACGACAGGGGUCAGACCACGUAGUUGGAGAUAAGAUCAACACCAAACAACACGCGCGACACAAUCACCUCCAUGCCAUCUGUGACCCCAGUCAUGGUGAACGGGCUCAAUGGCAGCCAUGCCAAUGGCAACGGCAACAGUCAUGGCCCUGCCUCCGAUUCUGGGUCCGAAACAUCUGGCGACUCCAGCAAUGGCAGUGCCCGUCGUCGCAUGAAGUUGAGCCGCAAAAUGUCUAGCCCUAUGGCACCUCCUUUCAUGGUAUCGGCACCAGGAAAGGUCAUUGUUUUCGGAGAACACUCUGUUGUCCAUGGAAAGGCAGCCAUUGCCGCAGCCAUCUCACUGCGGUCAUACCUUCACGUCACCACCCUCUCCAAGUCGAAACGUACCGUCUCGCUCCGGUUCGCUGAUAUCGGUCUCGUUCAUACGUGGAAUAUUGACGAUCUGCCAUGGGACACAUUCCAACAGCCUUCCAAGAAGAAGUCAUACUACUCUCUCGUAACAGAACUCGACCCUGAUCUUGUUGCGGCCAUCCAACCACACAUCGAAGUAGUCUCACCCAACCACCCAGAGGAGAUUCGAAGAGUUCAUCAUAGCUCUGUCUCAGCUUUCCUCUACCUCUUCCUAUCGCUAGGAUCGCCAUCCUUCCCUCCAUGUCUAUACACUCUCCGAUCAACAAUACCAAUCGGUGCUGGCUUGGGCAGCAGCGCGUCAGUUUCAGUAUGCCUUUCAGCGGCUCUUCUUCUUCAACUACGGACACUAUCCGGCCCUCACCCAGAUCAACCUUCGGAAGAAGCACGACUUCAAGUCGAACGAAUCAACAGAUGGGCAUUUGUGUCAGAGAUGUGUAUUCAUGGGAACCCUUCUGGUGUGGAUAAUACGGUUGCGACACAAGGUAAAGCCGUGGUGUUUCAACGGACAGAUUACUCCAAACCACCGACGGUUCGACCUCUGUGGGAUUUCCCUGAACUGCCUCUGUUGUUGGUGGACACUCGACAAUCCAAGUCUACUGCACACGAGGUUGCCAAGGUUGCAAAGCUCAAGCAAACCCACCCCAAGCUUGUUGGCACGAUCUUGGAUGCGAUGGACAAGGUCACGGAUGCCGCUUCUGAGCUCAUUCAUGACACUUCUUUUGACAGCAAUUCGGAGGCGGACCUCAGCAAGGUGGGCGAGCUGAUGACUAUCAAUCAUGGCCUAUUAGUAUCCCUGGGUGUUUCCCAUCCACGCUUGGAACGAGUGCGAGAACUUGUCGACCAUGAGGGUAUUGGAUGGACAAAGUUGACAGGCGCUGGCGGCGGUGGAUGCUCAAUCACACUUCUACGACCUGGUGUACCCACAGAUAAGCUACAAAAGCUUGAAGAACAACUAGAGUCCGAGAAUUACGCCAAAUUCGAGACGACUCUUGGUGGUGACGGUAUUGGCGUCCUUUGGCCAGCUGUCUUGAAGAACGGUACAGAGGAAGACGACUCGGGUGGUAUGGAGAUUGAUCUUGAGAAGUUCUUGGAAGCCGAGGGCACUGAGGGUGUCGAAAAGCUCGUCGGAGUACAUGGCGAUACUGGAGAAAGAGAAGGAUGGAAGUUCUGGCGAGUUGAAAGCCAGUAAAUCAAUAAUAAGACAGAACACGCUCAAGCUAUUGAGCAUUUGCUCCGAUGAAACCCCUCUGGUUAGCCACGCAGGGUCAAACACAACUAGGACUUGAAGAAACGGUGGAAAAGGCCUCUUUGGGAGUUUUUGGCAUAUAUAUGAUUAUAAUCUAGUAAUGCGACAUGUUCUUUCUACUCACUUCAUUUGGGCACUCUAGGUCUUUGGGAUUUCAAUGCAUAAUGGGAAUACAAUUCUGGGCUCAAGGUAUCAGAUCACACCAUAUCAAAACAUCCCCAACUAUUCUUUUGCG